This is a messenger RNA of Penicillium roqueforti, 1494 nucleotides long. RefSeq names its product amino acid starvation-responsive transcription factor GCN4 (gene cpcA). Gene Ontology annotation, molecular function: DNA-binding transcription factor activity. Bases 1 to 1494 code for a protein of 497 amino acids. NCBI's taxonomy places the organism in Eukaryota, Fungi, Ascomycota, Eurotiomycetes, Eurotiales, Aspergillaceae. The record is from RefSeq and is a predicted model, not a curated record. Gene Ontology annotation, biological process: regulation of DNA-templated transcription. The transcript is spliced from 3 exons.
AUGUCUGCAAGGUGCCCGGCGGGCUCCUAUUUCGGUAAAGCCUCGGCCCUUGGAGGUACGUCGGCAUUAUCGCAGGAGAAACGAAAAAUCAAUAAAUUGGGUCUGGGUUACGCAGUGCACCGUAUUCGUAUUGACUUUAAAUCUAUCUCAACUGAGGCAGACAUUAUUUCUCCAUCCGGAAACCGCCCUUUCAUCUCCUCUCUACCCCCUUCAGAGCCUCCUUUUGGAUCUCUGAACUUUAGCAUCGCGUCGCGUAGCUCCAGUUCUCCCAACAAAUUUACCCCGAUCGACUUAACGUCGUUCACCACGGAUUACCACCAGCAACCAUGGCUUCCAUCACCCCCACCUCCACAGCCCUUGGCUUCCAAUCAGAACAACAACAACAGCAACAACAACAGUGCACUCGAGGACUUUGUGCUUUAUCCAUCAGCCACACCACACCCGCAGCCCCGCUUGCGUGUGCCUGUGAACACAACCCAUAGACCUUCUGCACUCCAGCCAUUCUUGGCGCAGAAUAACCCCCGACGACACUCUUUCAGUCUGCAGUUGCACCGACAUCUCCAGCAGCAGUUCUCUGGUUCACCUGUCCCAGACCCCAGAGUGACCCAGCUUGCCCGGUCCCCCUCUUAUUGGUCCCGUCCUACGUUCACGCACCACCGUUCUAAUACGGCUUCUGUGCCUUCCGAUUCUCCAAACACCAACCGCCCACCCAUCCCGCUUUUUAACGGUCAAAACCAAAACACGCCACCAUAUCGACGUGUCAUGUCCACCCCUAACUUCAUGGAAGCUAACGAGGUUGACCUGUUUGGUCUCCCCUCGGGCGACUUCGCCGCUGGCAUGGAUUCAGCUCUUUCAUUCAACGAUCUCGGCCUGGCCAACUUCUCCCCUGAAGGUCCCCCGGGCACUAUCUCGCCGAGGGAUCUCAUGAUGGAUGCGUCUGUUCCUCCCUCCGGUACUUUCACCGACCUGAGCACUCCCUCGUUCGAGUCGCCCGGCAACUUCAGCCAAAACACCUCGCCCAUGUUCACCGACAUGGAUAUCGCUGGCCACGAAGAAUGGCCCUCUCUUUUCGACCACUCGUCAGACCCACUCAAUGCCUUCGACCUUGCUACCUUGGAUGUCGCAGCUGCCUUCACUGAACCGAAGAAGCCAGCCAUGACGACAAUCUCCAUGUCUCCUGUCUCCCCCCGCGCCAAGCGAUCGGCCGCAUCCUCGCCUGUUCCCGCCUCCGGUACAGCCAAGCACUCCAGCGUCGCAGGUGUCAAUGCGCGAUCGCGUAAGAACCUGUCGCCUGUUGAGUUCGACCCCAAUGAUCCUAUUGCUGCUAAGCGCGCUCGUAACACCGAAGCGGCCCGCAAGUCGCGUGCCAAGAAGAUGGAGCGCCAGUUCAGCUCCGAGCGCCGCAUCGAGGAUCUCCAGAAGAUCAUCGCCGAACGCGACGCGGAGAUUGCCAAGCUUAAGGCUCAGCUCCAGAUUCAAAAUGCCUACCAGUAA